UUUCCAAAACCGUCAUCAAAGCAAGAAAAAUGGCGACGACGACGGCACAGCCCCGGUUUUUGGCGAUUCCUCUCUUACUUAUUGUGGCCAUCUCCAUCUGUCACUCACAGCAGGUUAUUUAAGUGAAAGCACUAAGCAUCCUCAAGCUUAACUCUCAUAUCCUGCAGGAGUCAAUCGUUAAACAUGUAAAUGAGAACCCUGAGGCUGGAUGGGAAGCCGCCAUGAAUCCUAGAUUCUCGAAUUCGACUGUUGCCGAAUUUAGGCGUAUGCUCGGAGUCAAACCGAGACCUAAGCAAGAUUUGAGGAGUGCUCCAGUAAAGACUUAUCCAAAAUCCUUGAAGUUGCCAAAGGAGUUUGAUGCAAGAACUGCUUGGCCUCAGUGUAGCACAAUUGGGAGAAUUCUAGAUCAGGGGCACUGUGGUUCUUGUUGGGCUUUUGGUGCUGUUGAAUCGCUGUCAGAUCGCUUUUGCAUCCAUUUCGGCUUGAACAUAUCUCUGUCUGUAAACGAUCUCUUAGCUUGCUGUGGCUUUUUCUGCGGAGAGGGUUGUGAUGGGGGCUAUCCGCUAGAGGCGUGGGAAUAUCUUGCCCGUUCUGGCGUUGUGACUGAAGAGUGUGACCCAUAUUUUGACAAUAUUGGUUGUUCUCAUCCUGGUUGUGAGCCCGCGUUUCCAACUCCAAGAUGUGUUAGAAAGUGUGUCGACGGGAACCAGUUAUGGAGCGAUUCAAAGCGUUAUAGUGUAAAUGCAUAUACAAUUGACUCCGACCCCCACAGUAUUAUGGUUGAAAUUUAUAAGAAUGGACCAGUUGAGGUCGACUUCACUGUUUAUGAGGAUUUCGCUCACUAUAAAUCUGGAGUCUACAAACACAUAACAGGGGGGAUUAUGGGAGGUCAUGCUGUGAAGCUAAUUGGAUGGGGAACAAGUGAUGCUGGGGAGGACUAUUGGCUUCUUGCAAAUCAGUGGAACAGAAGCUGGGGUGAUGACGGUUACUUCAAGAUUAGAAGAGGAACAAACGAGUGCGGCAUCGAAUCUGACCCGGUUGCUGGUUUGCCUUCAACAAGAAAUAUCAUCAAGGAGGUUGCAAGCGAUGGUGCCAUUACAGAUGCUUCGUAUUGACGUUAAUCUAUUCCACUGGUGCUAAAAGAAAAGGAAAGUUUACUCCAAAUUUCCAGUGUUGAAUUUGCUUAUUAUGUCAAUUGGGGUAAAAGUUAUUUCUGUAUAUUAUAAUUUAUGUCAUGAGGGCUCUGUGAGAUACUCCAAGAAUCUGUCAUUUAUUAGAGACGGACAUUAUACUAUGUUUAUGAUGCAAGGAAAAUAAAUUAUAGACAGAUAGAUAAGUUGAUAUGUUA
This is a messenger RNA of Morus notabilis, 1348 nucleotides long. RefSeq names its product cathepsin B-like protease 3. The transcript has 11 exons. Gene Ontology annotation, molecular function: cysteine-type endopeptidase activity. The record is from RefSeq and is a predicted model, not a curated record. Gene Ontology annotation, cellular component: lysosome. The coding region runs from base 222 to 1115 and encodes 297 amino acids. Lineage: Eukaryota; Viridiplantae; Streptophyta; Magnoliopsida; Rosales; Moraceae.